GUUCUCGCUAUCCUGCGCCGCUCCCCUUAUCCUUCACCCCCUCCCCCUCCCCCCUGCUUCUCUCUCUCCUCUGUCUUAUUGCAAGAGUUUUUGUACACUAGAGAGACAGAGAGAGAGAUUGGGUUUUGUUUGAUGUAAAUUGAUCUUUUGAUGAGUUAGAGCAGCGAUCUUAGACAGAGAGAGAGAGAGACGAGGGAGAGAAGUUUUGGGUGUUCUUUGUGUUUGGAAAUGUGAUCUACUGUGAAGUGUGAAGGUCUGAAGAGAUCUGUGCUGGGUUUAAGAGUUUAGUGUUUUGAUUAUUCAAUUUUUUCUUGUUUUCAUGGCGGGUAGUAAUGAAGUCAACCUCAAUGAAUCGAAGGUACUACCUAUGACUAGAGAAUUUUACUAUUUCUAGCUUUGAAUUAUGGCAUCUCAGUUUUUCACUUCUAUUUUACGUAUAUAGAUGGUGGUUCCACUCAACACAUGGGUCCUCAUCUCCAAUUUCAAGCUGGCCUACACUCUUCUUCGUCGCCCAGAUGGCACUUUCAAUCGCCAUUUGGCAGAGUUCCUUGACCGGAAAGUACCCGCCAAUGCCAAUCCCGUUGAAGGGGUGUUUUCUUUCGAUGUCAUUAUUGACCGUGAAACUAGCCUCCUCAGUCGAGUCUAUCGGCUAGCUGAUGGUGAAGGUCUGCCUAGUAUCCUUGACCUUGAAAAGCCUGUGACGUCUGAUAUUGUCCCGGUCAUAAUUUUCUUCCAUGGUGGAAGCUUUGCACACUCCUCUUCGAAUAGUGCUAUUUAUGACAUUCUUUGUCGCCGCCUAGUGGGUAUUUGUAAGGCUGUUGUGGUAUCAGUGAAUUAUUGUCGAGCGCCUGAAAACCGUUUCCCUUGUCCCUAUGAUGAUGGUUGGGCUGCUCUUCGGUGGGUUAAUUCAAGGCCAUGGCUUCGAAGUAAAAAAGAUUCAAAAGUUCGAAUAUACUUGGCUGGAGAUAGCUCUGGUGGUAAUAUAGUUCACAAUGUUGCUUUAAGAGCUGUAGAUUCGGAGAUUGAAGUGUUGGGAAACAUACUUCUCAACCCAAUGUUUGGUGGGCAAGAGAGAUCUGAAUCAGAGAAGCGAUUAGAUGGGAAAUAUUUUGUCACAAUGCAAGACCGGGAUUGGUAUUGGAGAGCAUUUCUUCCUGAAGGAGAAGACCGGGACCAUCCAGCGUGCAAUCCAUUUGGUCCUAAGGGGAUAAGCCUUGAAGGAAUCAAAUUCCCCAAGAGUCUUGUUGUGGUUGCCGGUUUGGAUCUUGUUCAAGACUGGCAAUUGGCUUAUGUUGAAGGGCUAAAGAGGUAUAACCAAGAGGUGAAGCUUCUCUACUUGGAGCGAGCAACGAUUGGAUUCUAUUUGUUACCCAACAAUGAUCACUUCUACACCGUCAUGGAUGAGAUAAGUGAUUUUGUUAAUUCUUAAUUGUUCAUAGACCAAACCCGAUUUACUGACAGGGCAGCAAUACUUGAAAAGCUUGACAUUUCGCCACGGGGGUUUAUAUCUUCUUUGGAAGGGCUUGUUUGCAGUUUGUAAGAUUGUUUAGUACUACUGUCUACUAGUACCGCUUACUCUUUAGUUGGUUGUGUUGUUAUUGCUUUUGUGCUUCUUGGGUCUGGUUCAUCUUCGGCGAAAGAUGGCUUGGCUUGGUUGUUGGUCAAGAAGGCAAGUGGUUCAGCAUCUAGUUGGACUGAAAAAGUUAGUUAUGUUUCUAUUGUCACUUGGGGUUUGGACCUCAAUUGAUAUGGUUUGAUGUAAGUAGUUUUAGGCUGGCGAAGCCAUCUAACUCCGUUCAGCUCAUCCACCAAUUCAAAAAGAAAAAAAAAAACUUUCUGACUGCUGAUGACAGAGGAAAGUGUGUGUUUGGUGGCCGAUCAAACUUUAGGUCGGUGCUAGCUAACGCUAUAUAGCUAAUUGUAUGACAAGAAUGGAAAACAUCCAUUGUAAUAUAUAAAUUUGUAUGAUGUUUAUACAUAAGUACUAGACUUAUAUAUAAAGUUGUUUGUUUAUCUAUUGUUUCGGUUCC
Messenger RNA from Camellia sinensis, 2030 nucleotides. RefSeq names its product gibberellin receptor GID1C. Gene Ontology annotation, biological process: raffinose family oligosaccharide biosynthetic process; floral organ morphogenesis; positive regulation of gibberellic acid mediated signaling pathway. The record is from RefSeq and is a predicted model, not a curated record. NCBI's taxonomy places the organism in Eukaryota, Viridiplantae, Streptophyta, Magnoliopsida, Ericales, Theaceae. Gene Ontology annotation, cellular component: nucleus; cytoplasm. Gene Ontology annotation, molecular function: gibberellin binding; hydrolase activity.